AUGCCGAUUUCAGAGCUUGAGAAGAAAUGGACUGGGCUCACUUUCGAGAUUGCCGCUGAAGAGAUGCGUCGUCUCAAAUCAACGCCAUCUGAAAGAGAGCAAAUGAAAUUAUACGGGCUGUACAAACAAGCUCUUCAUGGUGAUAUUCCGAAUGAAGAUGUAUAUCCUGUGCCAGCAGGAAACGAGCUUGGAAUGAAGAAGUAUGCCGCGUGGAAGGCUCAGAAGGGGCUCAACUCUGAAAAGUGCCGUUCGGAAUAUGUGACGAUUGCUGAANAGAUGAUCAAGAAAUACGGGCGGAACAUAGUACAAUGCAAGUGGAACAGCGAAGUUUGGUCCGUCGAUUAUUAG
Messenger RNA from Caenorhabditis briggsae, 348 nucleotides. The transcript has 3 exons. Gene Ontology annotation, biological process: fatty acid metabolic process. Gene Ontology annotation, molecular function: fatty-acyl-CoA binding. The record is from RefSeq and is a predicted model, not a curated record. Bases 1 to 348 code for a protein of 115 amino acids. Lineage: Eukaryota; Metazoa; Nematoda; Chromadorea; Rhabditida; Rhabditidae.